AUGGCCUUCUCUACCCGAAGCAUUCAGUGGGGCACAGGCGCCCAUUUCCAAGCUACUGCACCCAGCGUCAGUGGUUUGACCUCCAGGAAAAUAGCCAUCCAGAAGUCUCAGGCACCCAGUGUCUAUGGGGGGGCUGGGGGCUAUGGCACCCGCAUCUCCUCCAGCACCAGCUAUGGACAAGGCCUUGGGGGGGGCCUCCAGCUCAGCAUUACUGGCAGCGACGUGCUGCUCUCUGGCAAUGAAAAAUCAACUAUGCAAAACCUAAAUGACCGGUUGGCUUCGUACCUGGAGAGGGUGCGCUCCCUGGAAAAGUCAAACUCCCUGCUUGAAAUGCAGAUCAAGGAGUGGUAUGAGAAGAAUACCACCCAUGUAAGGCAUGACUACAGUUCACACUUUAAAACAAUUGAAGAACUCCAAAUUAAGAUUAGUGCUGCACAGUUGGAAAAUGCAAGGCUUGUCCUGCAGAUUGACAAUGCCAAACUGGCUGCUGAUGACUUUAGACUGAAGUAUGAGAAUGAACACCUGCUGAGGCAAAGUGUGGAGAGUGACAUUAAUGGGCUGAUCCGAGUUCGCGAUGACUUGACUCUGUCAAAAUCUGAUUUGGAGUCACAGAUUGAGAAUGUGAAUGAAGAAAUCGUUUUUCUAAAGAAGAACCACGAGGAGGAAGUUGGCAGGCUGCAAAAACAGGUGGGCGGCUCAGUCAAUGUAGAGGUGGAUGCUGCUCCAGGUAUUGAUCUUGCAACUAUGAUGGAAAAGAUGAGACUGCAAUAUGAAGAACUGGCUGAAAAGAACCGCCAAGACGCCAAAGAGCAAUUUGAAAAGCAGACAGAACAACUGAACAAGGAAGUAGCAAUCAACAUUGAACAGCUCCAAGUCCAAAGGAGAGAGGUCACAGAGCAGAGACAGAUCUACCAGAGUCUGGAGCUAGAAUUACAGUCCCAGCUUAACAUGAGAAAGUCUUUAGAGGACAGUGUGGCUGAAACUGAGGCACGUUACAGCUACCAGCUGGCCCAAAUACAGGGAGCAAUUGCCAGCUUGGAGGCUCAACUGCGGCAGCUCCGCACUGACAUGGAAGCCCAGAACAACGAGUACAGCCUGCUGCUGGAUGUCAAGACUCGCCUGGAAAUGGAGAUUGCCACGUACCGCCGACUGCUGGAGGGAGAGGACAUUGGACAAUUCCAACUGGAAUCUACAGCAGAGGAAAAAGAAUCAAGUAAAAUUAAGAAGAUCAAGACAAUUGUCGAAGAGGUGGUUGAUGGCAAGGUUGUCGCCUCUCACGUCAGAGAGGUUGAAGAGAAGGUGUAA
Molecule: messenger RNA, 1305 nt
Organism: Chaetura pelagica (chimney swift)
Lineage: Eukaryota; Metazoa; Chordata; Aves; Apodiformes; Apodidae
Gene: KRT20
Product: keratin 20
Exons: 8
Coding region: 1-1305 (434 amino acids)
Molecular function (GO): structural molecule activity
Source: RefSeq, a predicted model, not a curated record